Messenger RNA from Phodopus roborovskii (desert hamster), 1872 nucleotides. RefSeq names its product SWI5 dependent homologous recombination repair protein 1 (gene Sfr1). Lineage: Eukaryota; Metazoa; Chordata; Mammalia; Rodentia; Cricetidae. Gene Ontology annotation, cellular component: Swi5-Sfr1 complex. The transcript is spliced from 5 exons. The record is from RefSeq and is a predicted model, not a curated record. Gene Ontology annotation, biological process: double-strand break repair via homologous recombination; positive regulation of DNA-templated transcription. Bases 44 to 1324 code for a protein of 426 amino acids.
GUGGCCGCUACGCUGGCUGCGGGGCUGUUGUUCCGCCACGGGCAUGACUGAGGAAGAAAGAAAUCAGAAGUUCGAUUCCAAGAUGGAGAGUUCAUCAGAUUCAGUAUCGAUCAAGGUAGAGAGAGCAUCAGAUUCAACAUCCACCAAGAUAGAGAGUGCAGGAGAUUCAGCAUCUGUCAAGAUGGAGAGCUCAUCAGAUUCAGCAUCUACCAAGAUGGAGAGCAAAUCAGAUCCAUCAUCUAUUAAGAUUGAGAGCGAAUCAGGUCCAUCAUCUAUCAAGAUGGAGAGUGAAUCAGAUUCAGCAUCCACCAAAAUGGAGAGCACAGCAGAUUCAGCAUCCAUCAAGAUUGAGAGCGAAUCAGAUCCAUCAUCUAUCAAGAUGGAGAGUGAAUCAGAUUCAGCAUCCACCAAGGUGGAGAGCGUAUCAGAUUCAGCAUCCACCAAGGUGGAGAGCGCAGCAGAUUCAGCAUCCACCAAGAUUGAGAACGAAUCAGAUCCAUCAUCUAUCAAGACUGAGAGAGGAUCAGAUCCAUCAUCUAUCAAGAUGGAGAGUGAAUCAGAUUCAGCAUCUAUCAAGGUGGAGAGUGAAUCAGAUUCAGCAUCUAUCAAGAUGGAGAGUGAAUCAGAUUCAGCAUCCACCAAGAUGGAGAGCACAGCAGAUUCGGCAUCAACUUUACCUGACACUCCCAGGACCAGUGAGAUUCCACCAUCACCCCAAACAAACAGUUUAGGAAAACAACCUAUGAGUGGAACACUUAAAGAGAGAUUAAAGAAGGCAAGGCCAUCAUCUCAUUCUUUUUGUAGUGUGGUGAAGCGACUUAAAGUAGAGAAGGAGGAAAAUGAUGAGACGGUUUCAGAACCAGGAGUGUCAUCGAGAGAAAAAAGCUAUUCAGAGUCCCAAGGGAGUUUGAAACGCAAAGACAGUGCAUCCGAAAAAGACAGCUCGGAGAAUACAAACACAUGCAAGUUUAAGCCACUUGAUACUGGGUCAUCCAGUGCCUUCCAAAGUGAUUUUGAGAGUGAAGAUACUAAAGAAAGAUUGAAGGAAGAAAAAGCAAAGUUGGCAAAGCAGGUUCAAGAGAAGGAAGAACUUCUUCGGAGAUUGAAACUUGUCAAAAUGUAUAGAAUAAAGAAUAACCUGUCUGAGUUAGAGAUGUUAAUAAAGAAGUGGCGUAAGUGCAGCCAGCAGCUGCUCUAUGAGCUGCAGGAAGUCAUGUCUGAGGAUGACGAGAAACUCAGCCUCACCGAGCUCAUCGACUACUAUGGGGUAGAUGAGAAAGUCGUGCACUAUAAUAGAAGUGAGGAAGAAUUUACAGGGAUUUGAUAAGUUGUGGUUUUGUUUUUGUUUUUUGUUUUGUUCUGUUUUUUCCCCCCUCUCCUUUUGGGGUGAUGGACUCAUGCCCAGGGCCUCAAAUGUGCUCUAUUCCUGAGCUAUAUUUUGGCCUUUACGGAAUAUCUUUGAGAAUACAAUGUGAGAAGAGUGUCUUGAAGGGAAGGAAGAUGUGAGCUGUUGUGGCUUAGAGAAAGGUAUCUGGAACAGUUUAGGAUAUUCUGAUACGAAACAAAAUUAUAACAUGAAGCUUCGUAUUUUGGAUAUUUGGAUAUUUGCUAAAGAAAAUAUUUAAGUAUUACAAAAUUAAAUAAUGUUUAAAAGGAAGUUUGGAUAAUUCUGGAAACCAGGUUUAAUACAUUGAGUUUGUGGCAAAAGAUUUUAUAUUCAGUGUUAAAAAGUAUUCUUUUGAAUGUCUAAACCUCACCUGGCCUAAAUGUAACCUGUCCCUCCUGAGUUUAUGAACCUUGUCUUCAUCUACUUAAUAUAUCUUUCCAUCUGCUAAUCUAGCAAGUAAUUAAACAGUUCACAGUUUUUCUCCA